Pseudomassariella vexata is the source of this 324-nucleotide messenger RNA. Its product is annotated as CFEM domain-containing protein. Lineage: Eukaryota; Fungi; Ascomycota; Sordariomycetes; Amphisphaeriales; Pseudomassariaceae. The record is from RefSeq and is a predicted model, not a curated record. The coding region runs from base 46 to 324 and encodes 92 amino acids. The transcript is spliced from 3 exons.
CAUAUCCUGCUCCAUACAAACCUCGGAACUCUAACGCUUUGGAAAAUGCAUUCCACCAUCACCCUCAUCACCCUCUUGGCCACCUUCGUCGCCGCCCAGGACGUCUCGGAGCUACCCACUUGCGCCCAGGCCUGUUUCACUGACAACGUGGACACCAGUGCAUGUGCUGACACGACCGACUUCGCAUGUUUGUGCGGGGACUCGGCUUAUAACCAGGCUGUAUUGACUUGUGUUAUUGGUGCUUGUGAAUCAGCUGACCAGCUGGCGACACUGACAUGGGCUACGGACACCUGCGAAGCUCUCGGCGUUAGUCUUCAGAUUUGA